AGAGCCAGCCAGCCAGGCAGCAGCAGCUUUGGAGGACGCCUCCUGCUCCUCCUCCUCUUAAUCCUCCACUUCGUGCCUUGAGAUUGCAAAAGCCCCCUUUGCAAUCAGGAUAAACAUAAAGAAGCAGCAGCAGCAGCAGCAGCAGCAGCAUCCCUAAUAGAAAAGGAGAGCAACCCCAGCAGCGCAUGGACCCUCUUCUCCGAGCAAUUCUUCUUCUUGGAGAGGCUGCCUUUUGAACACUUGCGAAGCUUGCUCUCUCUCUCUCCCACUUUGGCUAUUUUGGAAAGAUCUGAAAGUAAAGAAGCCAACCCCCAAAGCAAAGACAAUGCCGGCCGAUACGAUGGAGAAGCCCACCGCCUCCCCGAUCGCAGGGGCCCCCGCGAACUCCAGCCAGACCCCCGACAAGCCCAAGAGCGCCAGCGAACACAGAAAGUCUUCCAAACCCAUCAUGGAAAAGCGCCGCCGCGCCAGGAUUAACGAAAGCCUGGGCCAGCUCAAGACCCUCAUCCUGGAUGCCUUGAAGAAAGAUAGCUCCAGGCACUCCAAGUUGGAGAAAGCAGACAUCCUGGAAAUGACCGUCAAGCACCUGCGAAACCUCCAAAGGGUGCAGAUGACAGCUGCUCUGAGUGCUGAUCCCACCGUUCUAGGCAAAUACCGGGCUGGAUUUAACGAAUGCAUGAACGAAGUCACCCGCUUCCUUUCCACCUGUGAAGGCGUGAACACGGAGGUCCGCAGCCGCCUGCUGGGCCACCUCUCCACUUGUCUGGGUCAGAUUGUGGCCAUGAAUUAUCCUGCCCCGCCGCCCCCGCCGCCCCCUCCAGCCACAGGCGGGCAGCCAGCCCACAUGGCCCAACCUCUGCAUGUCCAGUUGCCAGGCCCGGCGGCAGGAGCUGGGGCGAUGCCAGUGCCGUGCAAGCUGAACCCCGCCGAAGCCAUGUCCCCAAAGGUCUACGGGGGCUUCCAGUUGGUGCCGGCGACCGACGGCCAGUUUGCUUUCCUCAUCCCUAACCCAGCUUUCCCGCCUGGCACGGGGCCAGUGAUCCCUCUCUACGCCAACUCAAACAUGCCAGUUUCCUCUGGCAGCACGACGGCAACGCCUUCGGUCUCCCCGGUGCAAGGGCUCACGUCCUUCGGUGGGAGCUUAGCCUCCGUCUCCCAAGCUGGAGGAGAGCGCAGUGACACCGUCUGGAGGCCCUGGUGACUCUCCCCUGGCUUGGGCCUUUCUCCCCACCUGCCCCAACCCCUUUGACAAAAGACCCUGAAUAUAUUUGAACUUGGCUCCGUUGUAUGGAAGCAGGACUUCUGUGUUUUUUUGUUCCAUUUGUAAUCCCCCCCCCCAUCCCCCCCAAGAUCUCUAUUUAUUUGUUUCCAAAGGUUGGGAUUUCAGUUUGUAUUUUUACUCCUUUUUUUUAAUUAAAACAAAAAACAUUAUGUGAAAUAUUUCAGUUUCUUUAAAAAAAGAGAGGAAAAUCUUAGUUUUGUAUCAGAUAUUCCCACAUACUAUGCCAAAGCUUCUCUGUGUGUGUCUGUGUAUGAAUCUGUGUAUGCCUGAGGAUUUUCUUGUUUUUAAAAGGCUGUUGGAAGAUGUUUGUACAAAUAAAGACUUUCUUGAA
Messenger RNA from Sceloporus undulatus (fence lizard), 1613 nucleotides. RefSeq names its product hes family bHLH transcription factor 4 (gene HES4). The transcript has 4 exons. NCBI's taxonomy places the organism in Eukaryota, Metazoa, Chordata, Lepidosauria, Squamata, Phrynosomatidae. The record is from RefSeq and is a predicted model, not a curated record. Gene Ontology annotation, molecular function: DNA-binding transcription factor activity, RNA polymerase II-specific; RNA polymerase II cis-regulatory region sequence-specific DNA binding; protein dimerization activity. Gene Ontology annotation, cellular component: nucleus. The coding region runs from base 326 to 1201 and encodes 291 amino acids. Gene Ontology annotation, biological process: regulation of transcription by RNA polymerase II; anterior/posterior pattern specification; regulation of neurogenesis.